This is a messenger RNA of Dendroctonus ponderosae (mountain pine beetle), 1461 nucleotides long. Its product is annotated as calcium-binding protein P. The record is from RefSeq and is a predicted model, not a curated record. Lineage: Eukaryota; Metazoa; Arthropoda; Insecta; Coleoptera; Curculionidae.
AUUCUUUGACAAUGAAAGAAUUUCUCGCUGCCGUCACACUGUUGGCAACGGUAAAUCUAGGAGACAGUUUUACAAAAUACGGCAGAUCAUGCAAGGACAUUGGAUGUCCUGGGAACCAAGUAUGUGUGAUGCAAACAGAUCCAUGUUCAUAUUAUCAAAGGCAGGGAGAAUGUGGGCAAUUUCCAACGUGUCAGAAAAAAAGUGGAGGCAGUGCGCGAACAUGCUCAACUUACGUUUGCCCUCCAAGCCAAGUGUGCAAAAUGGACGGUGAUACUCCGAAAUGUUACAGCGAUGCAUCCAAAUCUGGACUGGUAAGCUAUGACACCCAUGCAGCAAAUGCCCCAAUAGAUCCUAAUGGUGCCCCAAGUGCUCCACCUGCAGAUGGGGGCAGUAAUGUUUACCCUCAAAUUCCGAAAGGCGAAACUACACCCAGACCUAACAUUAGGCCUGUCGCUGGUGGUAGUGGAUAUCAAGGAGGUAGUAUAGGAUCAGGAUAUCCUGGAUAUCCUCAACAAUCUGGAGGUGGCUACCCUCAGCAGGGAGGCGGCUACCCUCAGCAGGGAGGUUACCCCCAAGGGGGUUACCAAGGAUAUCCGCAAGGAGGUUAUCAAGGCUACCCACAAGGCGGAUAUCAAGGCUACCCACAAGGCGGAGGUCAGCAAUAUCCGGGUGGAUACCAAAAUGGGUAUAACCCAUAUCAACAGCCAAACCCUCAAAAAGGAUCCGGAAGUUCGAUAACAGAUAAAAUCACCGAUAGCAUCAAGCAAAUAGGGUUAUUCUACAUACUAUUAAGCUAUUAUCUUGCCAAGAGUCUACAGCUGUAAGAAUUUAAUAUUUCUUAAUUUCAUAACCACUAUGUAAAUAUUUCAAAUUAUUUUUAUACCUAAACAAUAAUCUAGCUAAUAUGGUUGUGUUCAUGUCUGAUUUUCCACUACCUCAAUUGUCGGUGAGUACUAGCCCAACAAAGUGUUUUUUAAUAGAUUAUAUGUUUUGUUUUGCAAUGAAUUUUUUUUGUUGCUUUGGUGGUAGCUUCUGCACUUUCACCCUCUUUUAAUAUUAAUAUUUUGAUGUAAAGUAACAAGCAUAUUAAACUAAGCAAAUAAAUUAUAAUCAACAAAUUCAAACGCGCGUAGAUACGGACAAAAAAUGACUUGACUUUUAGCACAGAAACGUGACUGGAUGAGAUAAUUAAGAAGCUUGAGUACCUACGCUGCUGCUUCCGCUUUACUGCUUUUGUUGUGUAGAAUAACCUUUGUCAAGCAUAGUUUUUUGUAUUGUUUGUAUAUUUUGUUGCCUUUUUCUGUAGAGCAGUUUUCUUUUAGGAUUUUCAUCUUAGUUAAGUAAGUCGAUAUUAAUUAUGUACCGGGCCAAAUUUGUUACCUACACUCAGGCAAUGUUACAUGAUGUAAGAUUUAUCAGAACUAAUAAAAAUGUUAAAUAAAUAUUAAUGAUGUUAUUGAA